Molecule: messenger RNA, 1002 nt
Organism: Camelus dromedarius (Arabian camel)
Lineage: Eukaryota; Metazoa; Chordata; Mammalia; Artiodactyla; Camelidae
Product: potassium channel subfamily U member 1-like
Exons: 8
Coding region: 1-1002 (333 amino acids)
Biological process (GO): potassium ion transmembrane transport
Cellular component (GO): postsynaptic membrane
Molecular function (GO): large conductance calcium-activated potassium channel activity
Source: RefSeq, a predicted model, not a curated record
AUGUGGCUCAUUGUGGCCAAUGAAAUGGCUUUUCUGUAUGAAAUGGAAGAAGAGUCUGACCGCCUUGACAGCAGCGGCAUGUUUCACUGGUGCAAAGCCACGCCUUUGGACAAGGUGAUUCUGAAACGAACUGACAAGUCAAAGCAUGAAUUUCGGAACCACAUCGUAGCAUGUGUCUUUGGAGACGCGCACUCAACACUGAUGGGGCUUCGGAAUUUCGUCAUGCCACUGAGAGCUAGCUGCUACACCCGUCAGGAGCUGAAGGACAUCGUGUUCAUUGGCUCCGUGGAUUACCUGCAGAGAGAAUGGCGGUUUCUCCGGAACUUUCCCCAGAUAUACAUUCUGCCUGGAUCUGCGCUCUAUUCUGGAGACCUCCAUGCAGUCAACAUAGAGGAGUGCUCCAUGUGUGUGGUCCUGUCCUCCCCAUCGAAGUCAUCCAGCAGCCCGACCCUGGUGGACACAGAGCCCAUCAUGGCCACCCUCAAUGUCAGAUCACUGCAGAUUAGCUGCUCAGCCCAGAGACCCUCAGAGCCACAGUAUGCACGGUGCUUCAGUGACUAUCCCCGGAAGUCACAAUACCGAAGAGUCCCCAUCCUCACUGAGCUGAAAAAUCCGUCCAAUAUCCACUUUAUUGAACAGCUUGGAGGAAUGGAAGGAAACUUCUCGGGAACAAGCCUGCAUCUCAGCACCUCCUUUGCCACAGGCACUGUCUUUUCCGGCAACUUCUUGGAUUCCCUCCUGGCCACGGCUUUCUACAAUUACCGUGUGCUGGAAUUACUUCAGAUGCUGGUGACAGGAGGGAUAAGCUCUCAGCUAGAACAACAUUUGGAUAAAGAGAAGUUCCAAGAGCUGGACGACAGCUGCUCCUCAACUCUGUCUGGAAGGAUGUGGUGUAAGCUGGGGCUUCUGUCCUUAAACCAAACCAUUUUGUCAGACAUCCAGCGCCCUUGUCGGCCUGAGAACAAGGUCAAGAGGAGCGUCUGCGGCUGUGACCUGCGCUAG